Messenger RNA from Astyanax mexicanus (Mexican tetra), 7939 nucleotides. It is a transcript of the gene gpt2, whose product is annotated as glutamic pyruvate transaminase (alanine aminotransferase) 2. Bases 192 to 1865 code for a protein of 557 amino acids. Lineage: Eukaryota; Metazoa; Chordata; Actinopteri; Characiformes; Acestrorhamphidae. Gene Ontology annotation, biological process: biosynthetic process. The transcript has 11 exons. The record is from RefSeq and is a predicted model, not a curated record. Gene Ontology annotation, molecular function: L-alanine:2-oxoglutarate transaminase activity; pyridoxal phosphate binding.
GAGUGGUGCCGGGUGGGCGUGUGAGUGUGUGUUGUGUGUAUGAGAGCCAGUGGCGGCUGGUGUCCAGUGCUUGACCGGGUUUUUUCCGCUUUCUCUCGCGCGCGUUCGCUGCUCCGUGAACAGAACCCGUGUUCUGGUUCUAGAUAGUCUAAAACUGAUCCUUUAGUUCCAUUCUCCUGUCCGCGCUGAUCAUGCACAGACUGCAGUCCGUGGCCGCCCGCUCUCUGAUGGCCGGAGCGCUGGAUCCCUGCCCCGCUCUGUCAGCACCGCCACCGGCCAAGCGACCGAACCGCGGCGGCCUGAGGCUCCCGGCGGCCGGGGUGAAGCGCUACAACGCGGCUGGAGCUCCAGCAGCAUUCGCUGCAGCCGCGCUGGUGAACCGGAAGGCCAGGGACAAGACCCUGACCAUGGAGACGCUGAACCCGCAGGUGAAGGCUGUGGAGUACGCGGUCAGAGGACCCAUCGUGAUCAAAGCCGGAGAGAUCGAGAAGAGCUUACAGGAGGGGUGUAAAAGGCCUUUCACUGAGGUCAUCAAAGCCAACAUCGGGGAUGCCCACGCCAUGGGACAGCAGCCAAUCACCUUCCUCAGACAGGUGGUGGCUCUCUGCACCUUCCCUGAACUGAUGGACAGCCCCAGCUUCCCUGAGGAUGCUAAGCGGAGAGCACGGCGUAUCCUGCAGAGCUGCGGGGGACAGAGCCUGGGCUCCUACAGUGCCAGUCAGGGGGUGGACUGCAUCCGGAAGGACAUUGCUGCUUACAUCGAACAGAGAGACCAGGGAGUGCCUUCAGACUGGGAGAACAUCUUCCUCACCACUGGUGCCAGCGAUGGCAUUGUGAAUAUCCUGCGGCUGCUGGUGUCUGGUGCAGGUCGCUCCCGCACCGGUGUGAUGAUCCCUAUCCCCCAGUAUCCGCUCUACUCGGCUGCCAUCGCUGAGAUGGGCGCAGUGCAGGUUAACUACUACCUGGACGAGGACAACUGCUGGGCUUUAGACGUGAACGAGCUCCACAGAUCCUACCAGGCUGCCAAGGAGCACUGCCAGCCCCGGGUCCUCUGCAUCAUCAACCCCGGAAACCCCACAGGUCAGGUUCAGAGUAAGAAGUGUAUCGAGGAUGUUCUGCACUUCGCCUACGAGGAGAACCUGUUUGUCAUGGCUGACGAGGUGUAUCAGGAGAAUGUGUACGCUCCAGACUGUCAGUUCCACUCCUUUAAGAAGGUUCUGUAUGAGAUGGGGCCGGAGUAUUUUAACAGUGUGGAGCUGGCCUCCUUCCACUCCACUUCUAAGGGUUAUACUGGAGAAUGUGGCUUUAGAGGAGGCUUUAUGGAGGUGGUGAAUCUGGACCCAGAGGUCAAGGCCCAGCUGGUAAAGCUGCUGUCGGUCAGAUUGUGCCCGCCGGUGGCCGGACAGGCUGCGAUGGACGUGAUCGUGAAUCCCCCACAGCCAGACGAACCUUCUUUCACUCAGUUCCACAAGGAGAAGGCCGCGGUUCUGGGGGCCCUGGCGGAUAAAGCUAAGCUAACGGAGCAGAUUCUCAGUGCUGUGCCUGGAAUUAAGUGCAAUCCUGUUCAGGGAGCCAUGUACGCCUUUCCACAGAUCUUCAUCCCCCCCAGAGCAGUGGAGGAGGCCAAGGCUCUGGGAAUGCAGCCGGACAUGCUGUACUGCCUCAGACUCCUGGAGGAGACCGGUAUCUGCGUGGUCCCGGGCAGCGGCUUCGGACAGAGGGAAGGAACCUACCAUUUUAGAAUGACCAUCCUACCCUCUCCGGAGAAGCUGAAGGUGCUGCUGGAGAAAGUGCGAGAUUUCCACAUGAAGUUCCUGAAGGAGUUUUCCACGCUGGAGGAGCCGCAGUGCCGAGUGCAGGCCUGAAGCGGCUGAGGGCGAAGCUGGACUAGAGUUUACUUAACACACUAACCACUGCAGCUACAGUAGUGUUGAGUAGCUUUAAAAAGUUUACGUUUAACCUUAUUUACUUAUUUACUUACGUAACAGAAAGGUACCGUGAGAAACGAAAAGGUUUUAAGGGAUUGUUUAUUUUUAUUAUUUUUAUUUUCUUUUGUUCGUUGAUUUCUGAAACUGUUCUAUUUGUGCCUUUUGUCUCGUUCUAAAGGGAAAGUUAAAGAGGGAUGGGGCGGAUUCUGUUACACUAAACACUAAAGCGUGAAUGUUCAGAAGGUCGGGUUGGGUCGGGGGAGGAGGCGUCUGGCUUCUGGCGUUUAGUUUUUAUAAUUCAUGUUUCUCAGUCAUUCUCUGUCGUGUGCUACACAGGGUUCUUUGAGUGAUGCUGUAGAAGAACCAUUAAUGUGAAAGGUAGUGUGACUAGGGAUGCACCAAUGUGGGAAAAAGUCCUUACAUAGACUGGUCACAGCUUUAAACCCUCUUUUUUUUUUAAUUAGGAGGUUAAAUAAAACUGUAGAUCUGUUAAAACUGCCAAAUAUUCCGGACUAUAAGGUAAACUGAAAAUCCUUUAAUUUUCCCAACAAAAAGUGCACUAUAUAAAUGAAUGAGUUCUACCAGUAAGGUAUUAAGGAGCAGUGAAGCCACUCUGCUGAAGUACAGUGUUAUAAGUCUACAUUUUCAGUGAAGUUUCUCCAGCACUAAGGCUGGGUGCAGCAGCAUUAGCAUUAGCCGCUAACUUCAUUGCUAGCUCUUUUGCCAUUCAGGGAUGAGUAUAUAGGACUGUAGUCUGCAUGUUUGCCGUGUAAAAGAGAGCUACAUGGGAUGAAAUGCGAAUUAAUAGCACCCUGGGUUACAGGAACACUCAGGGUCACUCAGUCUAGCUCUAUUGGUCAGCAAUUACGUCCUGCUGGCGCUGGGGUUAGCGGCUAAUGCUAAUGCUGCUGCACCCAGCCCUAGUGCUGGAGAAACUUUACUGAAAACUCACCCUUAGACAAAAUAUUGGGAAUCUAAGCUUUACUCACCCAAAUAAACAGGUUUCUGGAGAGAAAUCUGUGUAGAUUGAUAUCAAACACUCGUUUGACUUUGAAAGAGAGUUUUUUUUUUUUUUUUAAAUAAUUACAGUUUUGUUUAGUUAGACGCUUCCCCAUUAGAAGGGAAACAUGGCAACACCCUUGCUCACUUUAAUAUAGGCAUCCUUACUAGUGUCACUAAAUGCUCCUGGUGCACUUUAUGUAUGAAAAUAGACCAGAAAAUAGACAUUUCUUGACAGUGUGCCUUAUAAUCCAAUAAUAAGGUAAAAAAAAAAUUUAAUGUACUUAAAGAAGUGUGGCCAGUGUCGCUUGGUCCUUUUUUCAGAUUAGAAUAAUAAGUACUUAUAUUAUUACAGCAAGUAUCAGUUUUAAUUAUUUUCCAAAUUAUUGUCCUAGGCAUCAGCAUGAAACCAAUUAUUCUUUAGGGAAAAAAUAAAUAAAUAAAUAAAAAUAUAUAUAUUAUUGGCCAAUACUAUUAUAAUUUUGAUAUCAUUGUGCAUCCCUACAUGUUACAGUUCUGUGCCAAUUUAAAAUCACCUGACACACCUUAUUCAAUACCAUUGUUUAUAAUGAUUAACACACACACACACACACUGCCACAAUGCCGCUCGGUGACGCACAAGAACUGGAAGCGCUGUUUUAGUUCCUCAGAGCAGAACAGUGCAGUAUUUUUCAUUAUCACAACAACGCCAUAAAAAUCAGUGAUAUAAAGGCCUGUCAUGAUGAUUACGUUAUUGAUUUAUCACACAUACAUACAUGUGCAUACGUGAACUUAACGGGUAAUAUUGAGAUUGCCAAAAAAAUCUCCAGCGUGUCAACUCAGUUCAAAUAUCUAUUUAUAUUCUUUAUUUAUGACUUUCUAAUUUCAGUGUCUGUAUAAUCUCAAUCACCAAAAAUGUUUUUAAAAUGUAAAAAUACUGUUUAUUAUAUUUGUAUCAAAGGCAUAAAAUGGUAAUAUUGAUUGAAGUUUUUUUAAAACCAUAAUUAUCCUGACAGGCCUAAUAAUGAGUGAUCUGUGACUCCAAAGAAACUCCCUUGUGGUGAUGGAUGAGUGCAAUAUUCUGUUUAACACUUUACAAUAAGGCUCAUUAUUUAAUAAACAGUACUUACUACCAUAUGUUACAACUAAUUAAUAGUUAACACUAUUUAAGAUCAUUUCUCAUUACUGCUAAAUAAUAAUACAUUUUAAAAUUAAAAUAAUCUGCCACUAUAAUCGGGAGAUCGCUGGUUCCAAUCCUGGUUAUGCAGCUUGCCUUUAGCAGCCGGAGCCCUGAGAGAGCACAAUUGGCCUUGCUCUCUCUCUGGGUGGGUACAGUAGAUGGAGCUCUUUCCCCUCAUCACUGCUAGGGUGAUGUCGAUCAGCACAAGGCUGCGUCUGUGAGCUGCUGUAUCAAAACCGAGUCGCUGCGCUUUUCUUCGAGCGUUAGCGCUGUGAUGCUAUUCGGCAAUGCUACAGCAUCAGCAGCAGUUCAAAAAGAGGCGGAGUCUGACUUCACAUGUAUCGGAGGAGGCAUGUGCUAGUCUUCAUCCUCCUUGCGUUGGGGUAUCACUAGUGAUGUGGGAAAUACAGCUGAGUAGCAGAUGAUUGGGUGGGAAAAUAUGCCAGAUAAAGAUAAAGAUAAAGAAAAAUGUUAAAAUAAUAAUUAAUUAAUUAGAAAUGUGCAAACUAGUGGCGGUUCAUAAUUAGUUGAUACAUUAUUUUACCAUUUAACAAUGUUUAUUACUGUUAAAUGGGCUAAUAAUUGUUUGAUCCUUAUUGUAAAGUGUUGAUUAAUGAACUAAACAUUUAUUAUAAAUUAUAAAUCAUCAAAAGUCGCAAAUUCUAUGCAAUCCUUUCAGAAUUAAUUAUCUAUAAUAUUAACAUGCCAAUCUCUCUCAUGGCACUAUGUACUGUUCAUACUUUAAUUGUGAAAUUAAUUGUGUUUUUUUUUUCCAAUGGCAUCACUCCUAGAACCCUAAGCAGUACAGACUGUAAACAGAGAGCAUAUUCAUGAAAUUGUCUCUAAAUAUGAGCUUAAAUGGGUCAUAUCAUAUCAUAUAUAUAUAUAUACUGCUUUUUAUUCUUUUCUUUUCUUUUUUUUUUCUAUCUGCUCCAGAGUUUAGACUUUCCCUGUGGUUUAGAAGAUCUGUUACUAAUAUUUUGCACUUCCCAGAGAAUGUGCUGAUGCAGCAUUAUUUUGGGGCUAUUUAACUGUAAAAUUAGAGGCUUUUUGCUGCGAUGAGAAGUGUUUUAUUUAGAGAUCUGUUUUAAAUAUGGGGUGCUGAGUAGUGUUAGUAAGCUGGUGCAGUGUUUCUGAAACCCUCUUCCUGCAGAACCUCUGUUCUGCAUGUUGUAGUUCUUCUGUUCCCUGAUUUAACUCAUUAACAAUCUCCUGCUGAACGGGCUUUUAAAUAGUGUUAGUGCAGGAGGUGUGUUACAUUUUUAAUAUUUUACAUAAGGCUGCAACGAUUAGUCGAUAUAAUCGACAAUGUCGAUAAUUUAAAUUUGUCGACUACAUAUUUCAUUGUCGACUAAUCGUUAAAUCGUUAAUAAGAGUCCUGCAUUGCGCAUAGUGCUGGGGACAGAGGUGCAAUGUGAGAUGGAUAAAUGGCUCAGCUUGUGUCUCCAAAAGUGCCCAAACACAACAGAUUAUAUAUUUACUAAUUAAAUAUCAGUACUUUCCACGUUUAAACAGCAUCCAGACGUUUAAAUGCCUUUUAAAUCUCAUGUUCAGCUGUUUUUAUUGUUUUUAGAGAUGGAGAACAUGGCAGAAAUAAUCGUUGACUAAUAAUCGACUAAUCAAAAAAAAAUAAUCGUCAGAUUAGUCGACUACCAAAAUAAUCAUUAGUUGCAGCCCUAGUUCUACACCGUGUACAGUUUUCUCUGCUGCCUGAACUCCUGAUAAAACUUUAGAUAAGAGUUUCUGAGGGGAGCUGGGUGAAUUGGUGAACAGUGAAAACACUACAGCAUGCAGGACAGUAGUGGGUCUCCUGGAUGAGAACUGAAGAUCACUGCUGUAAAGACAUAACUUGAUUAACUUUACUAACAGAAAGAGAGAAAAAUCGUAGAUUAGAAAUAAAAAAUAAAAAAAGAAAUGGUACCUUUUUAAAUAGAGCUGGGCGAAAUGGAAAAGUCAUUUAUUACAAUACGCAAUUUUAUUAAGGAUGUUAGGGAUGCACCGAAUAUUUGGCAACCGAAAUGAUUCAGCUAAAAGUGGCAAUAAAGUACUUUAGGGUGUUCAGCCUAAUACGUAAAAACACAGAAUCAUUUAUAUUAUUAUCAAACAAUGGUGUUUUGUUUAAAAAAAAAACAACAAAAAUGCACUCAGGCAGAUUACAGCAUCAGUCCGCAAGUUUUUGAGUUUUGGUUUUGGGGAUUUGGAGACCUCUCUGGUGAGAGAGUGUAAUUGCACCACAGCAAGUAUGCUGACAAGUGUUUGUUUGUUUGUUUUUGUUUGUUUUUGUUUUUAAAAAACGAUUUCUGUUUCUGUGUUCUCAAACAUGUCGUAGCCUAGCUGUGAUUGGUCCGCUGAGCCUUGUGUUCCCGCCUACACAUGCGGACCUUCACGGCAAAACUGCAGAGCAAUGCAGAAACACUAAAGCGCACAAUUAUAAACACGCACAACGGCGCGAAACCUUAAAUAAUUUAGUUUUUAGUAUAUAUUGUUUUGUUCGUUUUGUUUAUUUGUUCAUUAAAAAACUGUCUAAAACUGCAUACAACCUACCAGACCGCCUUGUUUGAAUAAAUAAAUAUAUUUAGAUUAAUUAUAUUAUUAUAUUAUAUUUUUAUUAAAAUAUGUUGGGCCCUUCCAACUCGAAAAUAUUACUGCGUUUAAUUGAAAAACAUUUUAAAUUAAAUUGUAAAAAUCUUACAGACUGAUGCUUUAAUUUGUGCAUUGAUUAAAAAGAAGUGGCAAAAUUAAUGAAAACCUGUGUUUUUUUUCGGUGUAUCCUAAAUAUUUAUCACAAUAUUCUAUAAUCAUACACAAAGCUGACAAAAUAAAAUUCACCCAUACAGAGAGAUUCUUGAAAAAAAAUGCUUUUUAAACACUGUUACACUCCUAUACUGUCCCAUAAUCCUAUAAUGUAUCCUUGAACAGCAUUCUGUAAGCAAUUAUAUCUGUUCAAUAUAUUCAAAAAACGAUAUAUUGUGCGUCAUGAUACAGUUUAUCACGAUACAAUAAAAUGUCAUCAUAUUGCCCAGCUCUACCUUGAGAAGAGAUUUACUAAAUACUCUUUUAUUUAUGUACAUUAAUCCAAAAUAUUAUUCAAAGUUACUCUAGACCAUUUUUAUUGGUCUGUUAUCAUUUUUUUUCACACAGUGUGGAAAAGAAAACAGCUGCUACUGAGAUGAUCUAAAAGAACAGAGAUGUGCGAGUUUGAUGGCAGCUGAUCUGCAGUCAGUGCGACAGUAAAGGACUGUGUUUUAAAGCAGUAGCUUGACCUAGCAUGCUAAUGGCUAACAAUAGAGCUGCUUAUAAUGCUUAUUAAUGGAUGGUUGCUUGCAUUUGUUGUUGGCUACUUUGGCACGACCUUUAACUGACUGACUGACUGACUGAUUGAUUGAUUGAUUGAUUGAUUGAUUAUUCAUUUAAUUGUACAUACAAUAAUAAUAUUAAUAAAAAUAAUAAUAAUAGGAGCACUAAUGCUCCACAUUUCUUCAUCUCUAUUAAAUAUUAAAGAGAUAAUAAACGGUAGCACUGGAGUUAGACCGAGUGGUCAGAAUAUGAUCAGUCAGAAAAGACACUUUUUUUCUUUUUAUUUUUUUUUUUUUACAUGAAAAGAGAACUUUUUCUGAAUUUCAUAUUUUAUAGGCCUACCUGUCAAUCAUCAGAGUGAUAAUAAAUUAUGAAUGGAGGGUUAUGAAGUCACGUGCUCCCCCUGUCGCUGUAUAUGUGACAAUGUUUUGCAUAUUUUCAUUAAAGCGAGUUCUGUUACUUUUCUCAUGUCAUCUGUUUACAAUUAUGCAUUUUUGUUUUUUAAAGAAAAAUAAACUGAAUGAAUUUGCAAAAAAUAAAGUUAUUUAAUAAUUUC